Molecule: messenger RNA, 826 nt
Organism: Daphnia pulex (common water flea)
Lineage: Eukaryota; Metazoa; Arthropoda; Branchiopoda; Diplostraca; Daphniidae
Product: DNA-directed RNA polymerase, mitochondrial-like
Exons: 4
Coding region: 362-694 (110 amino acids)
Biological process (GO): mitochondrial transcription
Cellular component (GO): mitochondrial DNA-directed RNA polymerase complex
Molecular function (GO): DNA-directed RNA polymerase activity; mitochondrial promoter sequence-specific DNA binding
Source: RefSeq, a predicted model, not a curated record
GUGGUGUACAGUACACGAUUCUGAUAUUUUUGGGUAAAUUACUAACUUCAUUGGCUUCUGCCUAAACAGAACUACCGAAUCUAACACCUGAACAAGUUCAAGUUGAAUCUGUUUAUUUAGCUGACAAAACAUUUCAAAGUUUACAAGGUUUACGUCGGCUAAAGAUAUUCAAGACUGGUUUACUGAAAGUGCUAAAUUGAUUUCAACCGUCGCCGGAGAAAGUGUCGAAUGGAUCACUCCGAUUGGGUUACCAGUUGUGCAGUCGUACAACAAUAAUCCUUACGAAGCAAUUCGACCGAAUGCGAUUAAACAACGCAACGCAUUCCCACCAAACUUUAUUCACUCCUCGGACUCGAGCCACAUGAUGCUAACGGCGCUCUAUUGCCAACGAAAAGGCAUCACUGUUGCGUCCAUUCACGAUUGUUUCUGGACUCACCCUUGCACUGUGGCAGAAAUGAAUAAGAUCUGCCGACAACAAUUCGUCUCUCUCCACUCUCAGCCUAUUUUGGAAGAUCUUUCAAAGUUUUUGGUCUCACAGUUUGCCGUCCGAGCGAGUGGUGCCGAUGCUGACGAUGACACGCCCAAAGGACUUGCAAGACACAGAUUGAAUCAAAUUAUAAGUGAAGUGCCUAGACGCGGUAUGUUUGAUUUGCGCCUUGUUCUCGACUCGGUCUACUUCUUCUUCUUUUCCUAAACUAUAAAGGAUUAUCGGACGUGUUCGUUGGACAAAAAGUAACAACAGUUAGGAUGGUUGUAAAAUCUGUGCAUUCGUAUAAUUAGUAUUGUCUAGUCUUUUCCACAAUAAACCCGACGUGGUAGUUCCUAA